AUGAUCUUCACCUCGGCCUCCGAGCCCGUCAAGGAGCUCCCCGACGAUCUCGAUGUGUACGGAUGCAUGUACGAGUACUUCCCUCCCAGCCGUCCAGACUUGCGCAACACAGGUCUGCCACUCUUGAUCGACGAGGAGACCGCGCAAGAGCUCACCUUCGAGCAGUCCAAGGAGAUCACCGACCUUCUGUCGGUCGCUCUGUCCGAGGUGUGCGGUCUUGGACCCGAUACUCGAGCCAGCAUCUACGCUACCAACAGCGUCUACUUCCUCAUGACCAUCUGGGCCACACACCGGAUAGGCGCUACACUUUCGCCUGCCAACCCGGCUUUCCUGGCGAAAGAGUUGACUUUCCAACUUGAGGCGUCCGACUCAAAGCUGCUUUUCAUCUCGGACGACGAAGUCUCUAGGAAGAACGGUUUCGAGGCUGCAAAGCAGGCCAACAUUCCCAAGGAUCGCGUGAUCAUCAUCCAGGAGCCCAUGACGGUGCUCAAAUACUCCGAGUCCAACUACGGCCGAAUCCAGCGCAAGUCGCAAGGCGCUUGGACGCUCGCUGGGCUCAUCGAGGAAGGCCGUGCUAUCGUCAAGGCUAAAGGUCAAGCCAUCCUCGAUUCCACUCGUCACAAGCUCAAGCCUGGCGAGGGAAAGACCAAGAUCGCCUUUUUGUCCUUCUCGUCGGGAACAACAGGCUUGCCCAAGGGUGUAGCCAUCCAACAUUACGCUGUCACAUCGAAUGCGCUGCAGACCAUGGCGCACAACAAGGUCGGCAAUAAGAUCGGUGCUCCCGGUCGCUUCUGCCCAGGCAAAGACGUCUCGCUUGGCAUCCUUCCGCAGAGUCAUAUCUUCGGCUUAUCGACUUGCUCGCAUUUUGUCUUCUUCGCCGGCAUCGCCAACCUCGUCAUGCGAAAGUUCCGUGGAAUCGAGGCCAUGAUCAAGACCAUCCUCAAGUACAAGAUCAGCGUGUGGUGGCUGGUCCCGCCACAAGUGGUUCUCUUUUGCAAAGAUCCCAGCGUAGAACCGUAUCUUGACGACCUCCGUAGAUUCAGCCGUUUUGCCAUGGUCGGUGCCGCACCACUUUCAGACGACCUCAGUCGUCAGUUCACAAAACGUUUCCCAGACCUCGAUUGGGGUCAAGGUUCCGGUAUGACGGAAACGUGCUCCGUCACAACCAUGUUGCCGGUCGGCGAGCGCGCCGUGAUGGGCUCUGCCGGUCGCCUCAUCUCCAACACUGAAGCCAAAGUGGUCGACUCCAACGGCAAAGAACUUGGCUACGACGAGUUGGGUGAAUUGUGGCUGCGAGGACCACAGAUCACGCUCGGCUACACCAACAAUGAACAGGCCACCAAAGACACUUACCUUCCCGGCGGGUGGCUUCGCAGCGGAGACGAGGUCAAGAUCAGCCGUGAGGGCGAUGUGUUCUUCAUCGACAGAUUGAAAGAGUUGAUCAAGGUCAAGGGCUUCCAGGUCGCGCCUGCCGAGCUGGAAGGAUUCUUGCUGGAUCAUCCGGACGUGUCGGAUUGCGGAGUAAUUGGUAUUCAAGACGAAGCUGCUGGUGAGCUUCCCUUUGCGUUCGUUGCACUCUCGCAGGAUGCCAAGAAGCGAGUCCAGGAGCAAGAGGAAGCAAUCAAGAGCUCUAUCCUCAAGUUUGUCGCCGACAACAAGGUCAGAUACAAACACCUCUGCGGUGUCGCUUUCCUCGACGUAGUCCCCAAGACGGCAUCGGGCAAAAUCCUUCGUCGCGAAAUGAGGGAAAUGGCCAAAAAGCUGCCAGCAGAAGCCUUCAAAGAGAAACGCAAGGUGGUCGCCAAAUUGUAA
Molecule: messenger RNA, 1812 nt
Organism: Pseudozyma hubeiensis SY62
Lineage: Eukaryota; Fungi; Basidiomycota; Ustilaginomycetes; Ustilaginales; Ustilaginaceae
Product: 4-coumarate-CoA ligase
Exons: 2
Coding region: 1-1812 (603 amino acids)
Biological process (GO): secondary metabolic process
Molecular function (GO): CoA-ligase activity
Source: RefSeq, a predicted model, not a curated record